Stylophora pistillata is the source of this 1671-nucleotide messenger RNA. RefSeq lists its product as uncharacterized. The record is from RefSeq and is a predicted model, not a curated record. NCBI's taxonomy places the organism in Eukaryota, Metazoa, Cnidaria, Anthozoa, Scleractinia, Pocilloporidae.
AGAAGUAGCAAUGAUUUUGAUUCUUGGACACGUUUUCGUAAAGCUUAACGAAUAUUGAUACAUAUUGAAAACGAGGCUCCUUAAUUAAAAUCAACGACGAAACAUCCGCCCUCUCAGUACGACACAGUCAAGGACGAGGAAAAAUGUCUAAACUAACAGAAAUUGUCCAGUUUGGAAUGAUUUUACUUUUGGAAUGUUGGUUUUCUUCCAGCUGCAGCGACGGAGGAACUACCGCGGCAAUUACUCUCAACAUAACUUGUGACAAUAACCUAUAUUUGUACGUGGAUGGCAAAUAUUUGGGUGGUGGUGCUACAAAUGCUAGUCAGAAAGAUUUCCGCACCUACAAGAUAAUGUCGCGUAGUCACGUGGUCGCUCUACAUUGCACAGCUUCCACACCACCCUGGAAAGGAGGUAUAUUGGGUUCAUUUGAGAACGGACUGGUGACUGACACAUCUUGGAAAUGCACCACAACAGCUGAAUAUGGAUGGAAUAUGAUAAGUUAUCGUGAUGAUGAUUGGCCAAUGGCAAUUCAUCACGGAGCUAACAGUGAUUCCACUUUACCUUGGGGAAGUAUAAGCAGCAUUGACAAAAACGCUGUUUGGAUUUGGUCAAAUGAUAACGAAAAUGAUUCUGAAGUUUUUUGUCGUCAUAAGCUUGUUGAGGAAUGUACAGAAGAAAAACAAAGUUACUUCCAGACACCAGAGUCGAUCCAAGACAUUGCUAUUCAAGGUUUUCUGCUUCAUCAAGUAAAAGUGGCCAGCGUGACAGAGUGCGGGCUCAAGUGUGGUCAAAAUAGCGCUUGUGUCUCUUUCACAGUACAAAGCUCGGAUAUUCGAGGAUCAAGAUUGUGUGAACUUCAUAAUGUCACGAUUGAGAGUCAUCCGCAAAAUGUUAUCAGAAAGGAGGGUUAUCAGUAUCACGAGGUGGUGCAAAUAUUUCAUUAAAGAAUCAGUGGACCACUAUUAGCAGUAAAGAAGGGUAACCAGAGGAAAAGUAAGACGCCGCCUCACACAUCUUUUCAAAAGCAUUUCUUGCGGAUGAAUGAACUUUUUGUCUGGAUGGACAAGACGAUCACGCUUUUGUCAACUACGGCGUUCAGUAUGUCCUCUCAAGAAGUACUAUUAAGCUUAUCAGGGUAACACUUCACUGUAUUCAAGCGAUACUUGUGCUCAAUUGAGACUUCAGGCACGGCCUCUAGCUUGGGACGGUUUGAAAGACAAGUUAAUAUCUGAAUACCGUAAAUGUUUAGAAGAUAGAUUUAAGUGGCUGUGGGCACCCCCAUUCUUUUCUACUUUGUUUUACUUAUUUGUUUUAACCUUGAACUUAACCGUUCCCCAAGUGUUGUGAAGUGAACCCUUAGAUUUCAAUGAGCAAAACCAAUUUUUCGCCCUCCACUCCUUGUUUUCUCAUUUUCUUGUUAAGAAUUUUGAUGAAGUUCCGAUCAGUGUAAAAACUGAGGCUUCGGUCGCUGGACUUCAAAGGUUGUCGAUCAGAAAUCACACACUGAGUUGUCAAAAAGGAAAGUUACGCAAACGCAUCGCGACUUUGAUCCAGUAGAAUUUCUUUUUAUUUUCUUAUCACAUUGGAGCCACGGGAGAAUGCUGGUGUUUAAUAACAACGAGAGAGUUGAUCUGGUACUCAGUUGAAAUAAAGAAAUAAAGUUUAUGAUGA